Anolis carolinensis (green anole) is the source of this 2668-nucleotide messenger RNA. It is a transcript of the gene mtch2, whose product is annotated as mitochondrial carrier 2. NCBI's taxonomy places the organism in Eukaryota, Metazoa, Chordata, Lepidosauria, Squamata, Anolidae. The record is from RefSeq and is a predicted model, not a curated record. The transcript is spliced from 13 exons. Gene Ontology annotation, biological process: positive regulation of apoptotic process. Gene Ontology annotation, cellular component: membrane; mitochondrion. Bases 70 to 975 code for a protein of 301 amino acids.
CGCCCUUCCCCUCCCCUCCCCUCCCCUGGCCCUCCUCCUCCCGCGGAGCCAGCCCGGCCAGGCGGCAGCAUGGCGGACACGGCCUCUCACGUCUUGCUGGGCUCCGGCCUCACCGUCCUCUCGCAGCCCCUCAUGUACGUGAAGGUGCUGGUGCAGGUGGGAUAUGAACCCCUCCCUCCAACUCUGGGAAGAAAUAUUUUUGGGCGACAGGUCUAUCAGCUGCCUGGCCUCUUUGCUUAUGCUAAACAUAUUAUGAAGAUUGAUGGAAGGGCUGGACUCUUCAAAGGUUUGGCUCCUAGACUCUGCUCUGGGGCCAUUGGCACUAUAGUACAUAGUAAAGUUUUACAGCAUUGCCAGGAAGCUGACGAAACAGAGGAAUCAGGAACUAAUCCAAAGGAAUCAGGGUCUUCUCUGGAUCAAGUUAUUAAGGAGACUACGCAAGAAAUGAUUGCACGUUCUGCUGCUACGCUAGUCACCCACCCCUUUCAUGUGAUCACACUGAGGUGUAUGGUGCAGUUCAUUGGCAGAGAGACCAAGUACAGUGGAGUGUUCAGCUCUUUUGUUACCAUUUACCGGGAAGAAGGCGUCUUGGGAUUCUUUGCGGGCCUUAUUCCUCGCCUACUUGGGGACAUCCUGUCCUUGUGGCUCUGUAACAUGCUGGCCUACCUCAUCAAUACCUAUGCACUGGAGAAUGGGGUCUCCACAAUGUCUGAGAUGAAGAGUUAUUCUCAGGCUGUCACUGGAUUUUUUGCCAGUAUGCUGACUUACCCCUUUGUACUUGUCUCAAAUCUGAUGGCCAUUAAUAGCUGUGGGCUUGCUGGUGGUCUCCCCCCUUAUGCGCCAGCUUAUAGCUCCUGGUUACACUGCUGGAGCCAGCUGCAGAGGGAGGGCAACAUGAGCCGAGGGAACAGUCUGUUUUUCCGGAAGGUGCCUGCAGGGAAGCGGUAUGUGUGGGAGGAGAAGAGAUUCCACUGAGUCCCGGGCUUCAUGUGGCUGCUCCAGAUGCACAGAAAUGAUGGCAUUGUGUUGAUUUCUAUACAGUUCCUUUUUUAAAAAAAUCAUUUAAUCUUGGGAAAUGGACUUGGCUAUGAGCAUGACUUAAUGAAACAGGUACAAAGGGCGGUGUGCUUGUGGGAAAGAAUUUUAUUUUCGUCUUUUAGAUCAGUGGAGGGAGGCGGGGCAAUUGAUUGACAAAAAAUGGGUGUGGAGACAGUGGCUUACUCUCUUGUGAAUUUGGACAGUUCUUUACCUUUGCCUGAGAGAGGAAAGUGCUCUGGUGGAGAGCGGGAGAGAGGAAGGGCUCUAUUCCCAGUGUUCAGAUGGGACUGUAUCCCAUCCUUGGGCUACUAUGAACUGGUGUUAAACUACUGUACCUCCCCUGGAAAGAAAAGAUUCCAGGCAGAAUUGGAUUUUAUUGAGUCCUGCAUAUUUUAUCAAGGCCCUCUGGGUUCAUUUAUGGAAAGAGCAUCAAUAUUUUUCUCAUUUCCCCAGGAAAGUUUUUUUAAGCCUUCAUCCCUUCAGACAUAAUGCAACUCAGGCUUCAAAAGCCUAGAAUUUAAAUGACAAGUCCUGCUUGGCUAUGCUGCAAAUUAAACCUUACUUAGGACUGUUAUGGGAAAACCAAGUCCAACUCGAAGGAGAUUGGGAGAGUGUCUCUGUACUUUCCUAGCCACUCAGUUGCCCCCCAAUGGCCAGCACAGGAAGACAGUGCCAGAUUCAUGGAGAAGUAUUUAGCUCUUCACUAGGAAGUUAGGCAGCCUUUCUCACAGAAGUUACUGCAGGCAUUCAUGAAUGAAGGUUUAUGGCACUGGGGAGAAAACUCCCCCAUUUCCUCCUACUUCAGUUGUGAGGAGCUGCACAGUAGUGAUAACAGUGAACUUUGACCUUUUCUGUCCAUAAUGUGCUGAUCACUGUUCAGUAGCUGAAGUACUGGAGCACUUUGGAAACAUCUAGUUUUUAUAUGGAAUUUAUGCGUGAGCAAUCGUCUUCCGAAACUGAUAUUCUGCCAGAGUUAUUUGAAAAGUGUUAAAUAUGGUCCCUUGGAUUCCAGAUUCUCAAAAGGUGAAUGUUCUUGAUAUAAUUGCUACUUGAAAGCAUGCUUAUGAAACCACUGGCAGUGCUGAAUGUGGCCGGUUGACUCAGUAUGCCCUUAGGAAAGAUCUAUUAGCAUUUUUCAUGUUAAUAAAGAAUGUCAUUGAUCUAGACUUGUGUUAUGGUCCAACCAGCCAGUGAAUGCAAAAGAACGCAGCAAUGUGCUGGCUGCGCUUCCUGACCCUUCAAUUUCUAUCCAGAGGCAUCUUCUUUUCGUUUUCACUUCUUAUGAAAAGAACUUUCAUCUGUCUUCCAUCAUGCUAACAUCUCAAAAAAAGCUAUUAACUCAUUACAAGAAAUGAUUAUAACACUGGUAUAAUGAUAGUUUUUCUUCAAAAAUGACUCCUAAUGUCAUUACUUCUUUCAUGGAACUGGUAAUGCUUGUUCAUUCAUUGGCGAUGUUGGUGAAGGGAUCCCCUCGCCCCUCAAUUUUAGGCCAUUUUCUUAUUACUUCCAUUGACUUAAAAAAAUUAAAACCUUUCAACUGUAACAAGCAAUGUAAUAAAGAGUAUGGGUAUGGAGGAGGAGUGAUAAUUGGAAAAUAAAAGUGUAACAGGAACAACUUUUUAAAAACUAA